AUGCCACCUUCAUUCACCUCAAUGAUCAUUGCAUCGCCUGAGGUUUCUCCAGAUAACUCGCCUGUUCUAACAAAUUUGGCCACUGAAUCGACUGACCCUUUGCAUAUUCCUACAACUUUGGCCCCGCUCUCUCCAACCCACCCGUCAUUUAUUCCAGGCAGAAUCUCAUCACCGUUGUCCAUUUCAACAACUCCAACAACAAUCGACUCUAGAAAUAGCCCACAACCUCAGCUGCAACCUCAGCUGCAACCUGCAUUUGUUGAACCACAAGAAACUUUAAAACACCCUCCUUCAACUUUUGCUCUAACCGCUGCAAUCACAGCUUUAGCCACUACUACUACUACUACUACUACUACUACUACUACUACUACUCCACCACCAACCCUAUCCUUGCCUCUUCCUUCCAAAGUAACUCCUCCUCCUAUAUUGUCGCGUGCUCAUUCUACGCCAUCUGUAAGGCGGCCUAUCCCUCUUAAUGCAACUGCUGCAGUGGCUGCAAACAUUGCCGCUACAGGAUUCCCUCACUCGGGGCUCAUGUCCCCCACAUCGUCAUCACCUUCACCAUCAAUCACACGUCACACGUCAACUUCGUCUCGACAUAAGAACCGGUCCUCCUCUAUUUCCAGGCAUGCGUCAACGUCCUCUCGUAGAGGAACAUCACCAAUAUCUGGACUGCUUAGAUCCUCAAGCCAGAGACCUAACCGUGUCCACACAGACCCCAUUACUGUGAUGGACUCGUGUCGUCCAACAACAAUCAAGAGAACAUUAAAAAAUAGCCUGACUUUCCCAUUGGACCCAUUGACGUCAUCAUCAACAGAAUCCCUAGACUCUCGCAAAUCGUCCCUAGGGUCGCUGUUGGGCUCACCUACCUCUCCAAUUACAUUGUUCACGCCUGUGGAAGAGGGUGGCAGGUCAAUUGUACUACACCAACCUCAGGGAGGCCUUCACCCAUGUCAGGAAAUUACAAUUUCGGCAAGGUUGUAUGAGGGAAUUACAAUGUAUCGAGUAACACACAAAAAAGUUAAACCACGAACCAUCAAGUUGCAUCCGCGUGGAACAACUUUUGUGAUUUCAUGGGAGGACGACAAGGAAUCUUCGACUUUUGACCUUGAUGAUAUCACAGGAAUUAGAUUGGGCCAUAUGGCCAAGUAUUACCAGAACGAGUUGUGUAAGAAAAAAUCACAACCAGAAGAUUAUAACAAGUGGAUCACAAUUGUCUACUCUCCAUCAUUAAAUGCUCCUGGAUAUAAAGACAAUAAGAUUGUAAGAGAGUUGCAUGUUGUUGCUGAGAACCAGAGAGACUUUGAGUUAUUUUCAAGAACCAUUAUUAAUUUGUGUGCAUUUCGGCAGCAUGCAGAUUCAAUUUUAGAUUUGGAUCCCAGUGUCAUUGAAUCAGAGUGGAGCCAAUUGCAAAUUCUAGAGUUACCUAGUGACAAGGUAGAUGAAUUAUUGUUAAAGCACAAUAUUCAUUGUUCGAAAAGUUUCCUGGACAGAAAGAAGCGCGAGGCUAAUGGAAUGAAGCAAACUUUUUCUUCAAAGGAGUUUGUCAAACUUCUUGAUUUGUUAAAUGAGCGGCCUGAAAUUAACCGAGUAUGGGAGGCUCAUAAAGAUACUGAAAAUGGAAUGACAUUCCAAGCAUUUGUUGAGUUUUGUCGAAAUUCCCAAGGAAUGGAAGUUACUUUGGAGGACUUUGAAAAAUACGAGGCAAAUGGAGUGUUGAAUGCACGAGGGUUAUUACGAUUUUUAGAGUCGUUACCAUUGGUUGACCCGCCCAAGCAGGACUUGACGCGUGGGAUCCACAAUUAUUUUAUUUCAUCGUCGCACAACACUUACUUGCCAGGGUGGCAGGUAAUGUCUUAUUCGUCGCCAGAGCCAUAUGUGCGGGGGUUGCUGGACAAAUGUCGGUGUGUUGAGAUUGAUGUUUGGGAUGGAGUCACUGGUCCGAUAGUAACACAUGGUCGUACAUGGACUUCAGCUGUUGAAUUUUCAUCUGUUGUUCAUGCAAUCAAUGAGUUUGCAUUUGUUGAGUCACGGUUGCCUGUGAUUUUAUCAUUUGAGAUUCAUUGUAGUGGAGAGAACCAGGUGAAGAUGGUUAAGAUUAUGAAGGAUGUUUUUGGAGAUAAGUUAGUGACUCGAGUUGGUGGAGGAGGAGGAGGAGGAGGAACUGUACAAGGCUCUGAGAGCCAGGAGAUACAAAUGCCACAUUCCUAUUAUCGUCCUGCGCCUGAGGAUCUGCUUGAUAAAAUCUUGGUUAAAGUAAAAGCAGCUUCUGGGGCUAAUCAACGUAAAUGGAGUGUUGGGCAGAAUUUUGGGCAAGAAAUUAGUGGUGGGGCUAGUAUUGUUAGUAAUACAGUUGAUAGCGAUUCUAGUGGAGAUGAAAAGGGGACAAGUACUACAACGGCAACAUUUACAGUAACAACAGCAACAACAACAACAUCAUCAUCAGCAUCAACAUCAACAACAAUUUCAGGACCGAAAAAAAAGGAAGUGAAGAGCAAGAUUACACCUGAGCUUGGGAGUCUUGGUGUUUAUUUUCAAGGAGUCAAGUUUAGAGGCUUCAACACUGCGGAGACUAAGAUGGUAUCACAUAUUUUUUCAUUUAAUGACGCCAAAGUCAAUGCCAUUAUUUUGAACAAGGACAAUGCUAAUGGGGCAGGUCGUGAGGAGGGUCUAUUUAUUAACCACAAUAAGGGAUUUUUUUCUCGGGUGUAUCCACAUAAUUUGCGGAUUAGUAGCAGCAACUAUGAUCCUAUUCCAUAUUGGCGACGGGGGGUACAGAUGGUAGCAUUGAAUUGGCAAAAUUGUGAUACUUCGAAGCAGUUGAAUGAUGCUAUGUUUGAGGGCACGGAUGGGUUUGUUUUGAAACCUGAGUGUGAGCAAACUCGGCAGCAAAAACGACGACGACGAGUAGUUGUUGAAGUUUUGUCAUUGAGACAUUUACCUCGGCCGCCAUUUAUUGAGAAGAAGCUAUCAGUUGAUGGGGGGAAUAAUGGAGGAGGAGGAAUUGAAAGGGAAGUUGGUGAUGAUGAAAAGUUAGGGUUGAAUGAUAUGAUGAUGACGACUAAUGGGAUUGUUGUUUCUUUAGAGUUGUUUGGGACAGUUGAGCAACAGAAUUAUUUACCUAAAGAGAGUAAGGGAGAAGGAUUAAGAAAGGUAUUGAUGGGGAGUAGCCGAACUGGAGCCAAGUGUGAUCCUGAGAAGAUUUCACGAGCAGAUCCAGUUUGGUAUAGCAAGCCUAUUCGGAACAAUACGUUUAAUGCUGAGUGGGGGGAUAAAGACCGGUGGGUUGUUUUAGGUAUUGCUGGUAAUUCUAAUGAAGAGGAAGUAGGGCGACGGGUGAGUGUUCAGCAUAAGAGUGGGCUUCUUUUAGAGGGCAAUAGAUGGACAAGUUCUGUUAUUAGUUGUGAAGAUUAUGGGUAUGCCUUUAUUCGGUUUGGAGUGCGGAUGUGUAAGGAUACUCCAACUGCUGGGUCCAAAGUAAAGGUGAAAAAGGGAGUUGGGAUAGGGAUAGGGAUAGGGAUUGGAGAUGAGAUUGUGAGUGUUAUUGAUGGGAAUGAAAUGGAUUGUGAUGGUGCACUUGUUGGAUCGUACAUGGCACGAGUGGCUGGAUUGACGAAGGGAUACCGGCACGUGCCUUUACGGGACCCGGUUCGAGGGGAGUAUAAGCGAGCGCGGCUGUUUGUGCGGCUGUGGCAAGAGGAGGAGGAUACUGAUGGUAAAUGGAAAGAGGUUACUAAGUAA
Molecule: messenger RNA, 3741 nt
Organism: Magnusiomyces paraingens
Lineage: Eukaryota; Fungi; Ascomycota; Dipodascomycetes; Dipodascales; Dipodascaceae
Exons: 1
Coding region: 1-3741 (1246 amino acids)
Biological process (GO): lipid metabolic process; phosphatidylinositol-mediated signaling
Molecular function (GO): phosphatidylinositol-4,5-bisphosphate phospholipase C activity
Source: RefSeq, a predicted model, not a curated record